AAAAACGUUGUCGCGAAAGGUUUACACAAAAAGUUUGACAUCGACAGACAGAUCUUACAGGUCAACGGACACGUGGGCGGAACUACUGUGUGGAAAACUAGGGAGUUUCGUAAGCCAUCAAUAAAGAUACAUUUACACAACUGAAACGGGUUUAAGCUAUAUAGAUAGACAUACAGCUGCUUUGCCAGUCGCCCUUUGUGAUUUGACAACUUGUUGUGUAUUUUGUAUUACGAACGCCGUGGAAAUUCACCAUGCAGGCUGCCAAAGUCUCUGACACCCCGAUGGAAUUCAUGGUGGAUUUCCUAAACAAAGCCAAGGAGAUAGCAGAUAGCAAUGCCAACGUUCCAGAGGAGCUGAGGGUCAACCUACAGAAGGCCCUGGACAUAGCGUGUGGUCUAGAUGGCUACCUGGAGAAAAUGAGCAGCCAGGAAAGUGCACCUCUCGCUGAGCUGUAUCAGAAAACGAUGGAACACAACUGGGAUAAAGUAUUCAAGGAGGGCAAGACUCAGUUUCGGCUUCCAAAAGAGUGCAUCACUGGGCAUGUGGAAGGCCAGACUCUGAAAAUGCUGGUUCACAUGAGUAAAGCCAAGAGAAUCCUAGAGAUAGGCAUGUUCACAGGGUAUGGUGCUCUCUCAAUGGCUGAAGGACUGCCCGAGGAUGGUUCACUGGUUGCCUGUGAGAUUGAGCAAUAUCUUAAAGAAUUUGCUAAGCCCAUAUUUGACAGGUCUCCACAUGGCAAGAAGAUAACAGUGAAGAUUGGUUCUGCCAUGGAUAGCUUGAAGGAACUGGCUGCAGCAGGCGAGCAGUUUGACAUGGUCUUUAUCGACGCAGACAAGAACAACUACAUGAACUACUACAAGUUCAUCCUGGACCACAACCUCCUACGACUGAGUGGUGUGAUAUGUGUGGAUAACUCUCUGUUCAAGGCUAAGGUCUACCUAAAGGACACCGCUGAUGUAAACGGGCUGGCGCUUCGAGAUUUUAACCAGUUUGUGAAGAGUGAUCUUCGUGUGGAGCAGGUCAUUGUCCCCCUCAGAGAUGGCAUCAGCAUCAUCCGCAGAGUACCCAUGGCAACAGCAUGUGCAGGCACACAGAGCAAGGUAACAGACGAUGAGGUUUUCCGGGGUUUGAACGGGAGGUCGAUCCUGGACCGGAUGCGUCUGGAUGGCAGGGUGGCCUAUGUGACGGGGGCAGGCCAGGGUAUAGGCAGGGCGUUCGCACAUGCCCUAGGAGAGGCUGGGGCCAAAGUGGCUGUGGUAGACCUGGACCAAGGGAAGGCUGAGGGCGUGGCAGAGGAGCUCACACUGAAAGGGAUAAAUUGCAUUGCGAUUACUGCUGACAUCAGCAAAUCGUCAGAUGUUGAGAGGAUGAUUGACAGCAUUGUGUCCAAAUGGGGAGCGAUCCAAAUAGCAUGCAACAACGCAGGGAUCAACGUGAACUCAGCCAGUGAAGACACCAGUCUGGAAGAGUGGGACCAAACCUUUGAUGUCAACUUGAGGGGGACCUUCAUGUGUUGUCAGGCUGCAGGUCGUGUGAUGCUGAAGCAAGGAUAUGGGAAGAUAAUUAACACAGCGUCCAUGGCCAGUCUAAUAGUGCCCCAUCCACAGAAGCAGCUUGCCUACAACACCUCAAAGGCAGGAGUGGUCAAACUGACACAGACACUUGGCACAGAGUGGAUCGACAGAGGGGUCCGAGUUAACUGCAUCUCACCGGGGAUUGUUGACACCCCUCUCAUCCACUCGGAGAGUUUGAGGCCUCUGGUGAAGCGCUGGCUGUCAGAUAUCCCUGCUGGACGACUGGCUCUAGUGACAGACCUGCAAGCUGCAGUGGUCUACUUGGCAUCUGACGCCUCUGACUACAUGACAGGGCAUAACUUAGUCAUAGACGGUGGGCAAAGUCUGUGGUAGAGAGAGGGAGAAGCUUAAUUUUUCCCACUCUUGGUUCACUCUUGGGAAUAGACAGGUGGCUGGUGGCACAUUAAUUAGGGAGACGGACUCAUAGUCUGGAAUGGAAUGAUAUGGAACACUUGACUUCCAUGUGUUUGAUUUCACUCCAUUCCAGCCAUUAUUAUGAGCCGUCCUCCCCUCAUCAGCCUCCUGUGGCAACCACUGUGACUGAUCUCCACAGGGAGAAUAGGAUAACAGAGAGAUUAGGUCAGAGUGAUUACCUCCCUGGUUUACCAUUAUGUCAGAUUGGAGAUUAUUUUACAGUUUCAUACAGUAGUCUUCACAUAAAAUGGACAUUCAUUUCGACACAAUUGUUCUUUUAUAUCCCUGUUAAUUUUCUUAACAGAAAUGCACACUUUGUUGCAAAUCCUUUUUAUGUCUUCUACAUGGUGCUAUCCUUUGGACAUCUGUGUUUUUAUACAGAAACAUUUCACGCUGGAAUCUGUGAGUGGCUCUUAUAAACAGGUUUUGACACCAUUGGCCCCAUCAGAGGUAUUUGUUUCAUAAGUGAAAAGUACUUGAAACGGGUUCGUAGUUCAAGAUUUUAAUACACUGAAUGCAUGCUGCUUUCUACUGUGCAAGUGCAGUAUGUACUGGAUGUUAGAUUGCAAAAGAUUGGUUGGGCAUAGUAGAAAGUACUGAGAUGUGUAUGACAAGAUACUGUACGAAAUACAGUCUGUUUCUAAAAUUAACACUAUCAAACUUAAUAUUGUAACUAAUCCUUUCCUUAUGGGGACUACAUACUGAGCACAUACAUAUGGUUUCAACGCUAACUAGACAUUCUAUGCAUAUAAAUGUGUAAUAACUUCCUGUUUGACAGUCUGGGAUCGUUGUGUUUUUCCGGGUACCAUAGCGUACCACCCUCCUUCAGCUCUUCUCUCUCUCAUGGUUUUGCUGAUUGGUCCCCCAAGUGGUGCUUACAAUCCACAUCUUAAUUGCUCCCUGUACUGUUUAUGUGCUGCAAAACAAUGCUUAAAGGAGGUUAGCUGAGGGCACGGCCUUAGUCACUGCAAUUAUACCAAAGGAGUGUCCAAUUAACACCAUCCAUGCAAUGAGACCGUGCUUGUUUGUGUGAGCAACUUCUCACUAUUAGUGGCCGUACUCAGAUUUACAUAAUGGGGUCCCUUAUUAACGGGGCUAGUGAGUGAGAGGAUCCCAUUUAGAUAUGGAAAGAUCUGACGAUCUCUGCAUUUCAGUUGGAUUUAAUGUAGAAGACAUACCAAACCUGCAUGGUAGAUAGACACAACUUCCUCACAGGACAAUAUCAGAAAUGUGAUUUCUGUAAGCAGUGAAUGUAAGAAUUUAUCCAGAAUGACCUAAUAAACAUCUUAAUAUAACGAGGGUAGAAUAUUAGUUAGGCAUUUCGUCAGAUGGCCACAAAGGGGCAGUCUAGAGAUGGGGAGCUACAGAUAUUUGCCGUUCUCCACCUUUCAGUAUACAGGAUAAUCACUGUUUGAAUGUGGGGUUAUCAAGAACAUUAUUUGCCAUUAUCCGAGGGUGAUAACAAAGGGUCUGCUAUAUGUUUAUGUGAAGAAAUUAUGAUUGAAAUGACAUCCGCAAUCCUAGUGUGCAAACAGCUGGACAUGGGAAUGAAUCUGUGUUGAAAUGUUGAACAAACACAAUGUACAGUACUUUCAAUUAAAAUGAAACUGAAAUA
Molecule: messenger RNA, 3603 nt
Organism: Salmo salar (Atlantic salmon)
Lineage: Eukaryota; Metazoa; Chordata; Actinopteri; Salmoniformes; Salmonidae
Molecular function (GO): oxidoreductase activity, acting on the CH-OH group of donors, NAD or NADP as acceptor; O-methyltransferase activity
Source: RefSeq, a predicted model, not a curated record